AUGCCGUCCCACGCCCGCCGCCAGUCGCAUUCCUCGAUAGACCGAGUCUUCGACCUGUUGGCCGAUCUGGAAGAUACACAGAUCUCCUUGCUCUUGGACGACUUCAACCACACCACUCCGAGCAAUGUCCCCGUCUCGAAGGCUAUUGACCUCUUCGAAACCGAUCCCAAGCGCAAGGCAAAGCGCAGCUCCACCAUCAGGUCUUCCUCCCCGGUGAGGAACCUCCAGACCGAGCUCGAGCGAAGGCACAGCAGGAGAGUUGCCGCCAAGAUUGCUCCUCAGCACCUCACAACCCAACGACCCCAGGCCAAGUCAACGACGCCAUACAUCACCACUCCCAAUGACCCCUCAAGGAGCCUGUCAUUUUCGUCGUCUGCCUCCGAGUAUUCCGACCGUCCCGUGACGCCGACCGACGUAUCCCCCGCACCGUCUUUCCGCGCCCGCUCUUAUAAGCGCAUCAGCAGACCGACUCUACUCUCCCCAACAGCCACGGCCGAGCUUCACGAGUUGUUGAUGGCCUAUCUCUACGGAACUUCAAGCUCGUCGAACCUGACUUCCGCGACCACCUCGAGUGCCCCAUCGCCCACAACCCCCGACCCAGCUUCGCGCUUCUCUCCUUUCUCGUCUUCUUCUUCUUUCAUGUCAUCAGCGAGCCGAGCAAGAGUGGAACCAGAACCAUUUUUUGAUAUGUUUGAGCCCUCGCCUGCCCGCGCGCCCAUUUCGGCAUUCGGUUCUUUUGGUGGACGGACAAGAGCGGAGCCGGCAGCGAACAUGAGUGGCAUAUUUGAAGUUUUGGCCUCUCAUUAA
This is a messenger RNA of Neurospora tetrasperma FGSC 2508, 807 nucleotides long. RefSeq lists its product as uncharacterized. Lineage: Eukaryota; Fungi; Ascomycota; Sordariomycetes; Sordariales; Sordariaceae. The transcript has a single exon. Bases 1 to 807 code for a protein of 268 amino acids. The record is from RefSeq and is a predicted model, not a curated record.